Teleopsis dalmanni is the source of this 2362-nucleotide messenger RNA. RefSeq lists its product as uncharacterized. The record is from RefSeq and is a predicted model, not a curated record. The transcript has a single exon. NCBI's taxonomy places the organism in Eukaryota, Metazoa, Arthropoda, Insecta, Diptera, Diopsidae. Gene Ontology annotation, molecular function: zinc ion binding; nucleic acid binding. The coding region runs from base 43 to 801 and encodes 252 amino acids.
UUGGGUCAAUAUAACGUUGCGUCGGGGAAAUGGAAAACUUACAUGGAACAAAUGGAAUUUUUCUUUGUUGCAAAUGACAUCACAGACGCAAAAAAGAAAAAAGCGAUCUUUUUAGCGUCAUGUGGGACGGAAACCUACACGAUAUUAAAAUCGGUUGCCACACCGAUUAAUAUUUUAGAGGAAAAAUUUACAUUUGAGGCGGCAACUAAAUUAUUGACUAGUUAUUUUUGUCCAGCAGCGAAUACAAUAAUACAAAGGUUUAAAUUUUAUCGGAGAAACCAAAAAGAGGACGAAUCAAUUACCGAAUAUUUGGCAGCGCUAAGGAAAUUGAGCCAAGACUGCAAUUUCAAUGAUUUGGAUGAAAUGUUACGAGACAGGUUAGUCUGUGGCAUACGCGACGGGAAUUUACAAAAGCGGCUUCUGGCGAAUGACCAGUUAACAUUAAAAAUAGCGCAGGAGGAAGUUAUUGCAUCAGAAACAGCACAAAAAAAUGCGACGGAACUUAAAACAUCGGCCAGCCGGUCAGGUUUGAAUAAAAUUUCAAGCAACAAGGUAAAACAUAUUUGUGCUCCAGUAGACCAUAUUCAGAAUUGUUAUCGUUGUCGAGGAAAUCAUCAUUCAGAUCAGUGCAAAUUUAAAGACGCGGAAUGUUAUUAUUGCAAAAAGCGUGGACAUAUUAGGAGAGCUUGCAUAAAAAAAGCAAAAACCAAAAAGCCAGCAACAAAUAAUGGGAGAAGACCAAACAGAGUAAAUCUUUUAGAUACAAACCAGGAAACUCAAACGACGGAGUAUUUAUUGUGAAUGUUCGCUAAAAGUAGUCCAUCGGUCAAGAGAGUGAUUACGAUAAGUAAGUCACCGGUACAAAUGGAAAUAGAUUCGGGGGCAAGUUACUCAAUAAUAAGUGAAAAGUUAUUUAGAGAAAAAAUGCCGUAUAUUCCGCUAAAACCAAGUCAAAUACAAUUAAGAACUUGGGGAACAGAGAAAAAUCUUAAACUGAGUGGAGAAGCAGAAGUACCAGUCUCGGUUGGGAACGUCACAAAGAAACUAAAGUUGUUAGUAGCAGCGGGUGAAGGUCCGGCUCUAAUCGGUCGAAAUUGGUUCAACGAUUUGGGAAUUACUAUAACCAGCAAUUUAUGCAAUAUAGAAUCAACUAUUCCAGUAGAAGUGAUGGACUUCAGUUCAGUUUUUGAUGGAAAUCUUGGAGAUUACAUUCGCGGACUUUUUGAAGUUACAAGAUUACCGUUUGGAAUUUCAACGGCACCAGGUAUAUUUCAACGGGUGAUGGAAGGAGUUCUUAAGAACAUAGAUGGUGUGAUUAUUUAUUUAGACGACAUUCUAAUUGGCGGAACAACUUUGGAAGAGUUGUGGGAUAGAACACGAACUGCUCUGAAAUGUGUACAGGAUGCAGGAUUGAAGCUUAAAAAAUCAAAAUGUGUUUUCGCAGUACAAGAGAUAACAUUUUUGGGGUUUAAGAUAAGCCGAGAAGGAGUGCGUCCAACUGACGAAAAGGUGAAGGGAAUAGUUCAAGCACCAGAACCAAUAAAUAAACAACAGCUACAAGCUUUUCUUGGGUUAAUUACAUUUUAUGAUAGAUUUUCACAAAAUAAGGGCGAUCUAUUGGAACCGCUGUAUCGACUAUUAAGAAAAGAGAUACCUUUUAUAUGGGGUAAAGAACAGAAAUUAAGUUUUGAACGAGCAAAGAAACUAUUACAAUCAAAAAAUCUGUUGGUGCAUUAUUCGGCUGACUUACCACUGAUAUUAUGCGGAGACGCAUCACCGUAUGGAGUUGGAGUUGUUUUGGCACAUAAGAUGCCGGAUGAUAGUGAAGCACCGAUUGCUUUUGGCCCCAGAACAUUACAGGGAGCGGAACGAAAUUAUUCACAGUUGGAUAAAGAAGCGCUACCCAUUAUGUUUGGUGUGCAAAAGUUUCAUCAAUUUUUAAGUGGUAGACAAUUUACAAUAAUGACUGAUCAUAAACCACUAGUGGGGUUAUUCAACCCAGAAAAACCAAUAUCACAGCAUAUAUCACCCAGAAUGUUAAGGUGGUCGUUAAAGUUAGGCGCUUACCAGUACGAGAUUAAAUUCUGAGAAGGGAAACAUCACCAGAAUGCAGAUGCAUUGAGCCGGUUACCUUUAAAUGAUGUAAAGCUACAAAUACCGGAAAUACCUGAAAUAUUAUACUGCAAUGAGGCUAAAGAACAGUUUUUAAUCACUGCGAAAGACAUUGCACAAGCAACCAGAAGAGAUCCAAUACUAUCAAAAGUAAUGUGGCAUAUCCAAAGGAAAGAUACAGUUUUGCCAUAUAAAUCAAUCCAGUUUAAACCAAAUGCAAUAAAAACUACAAACAGCAAAAUAAACAAAA